Musa acuminata AAA Group (dessert banana) is the source of this 1613-nucleotide messenger RNA. RefSeq names its product serine/threonine-protein kinase STY46-like. Gene Ontology annotation, biological process: protein phosphorylation; signal transduction. Gene Ontology annotation, cellular component: cytoplasm. Gene Ontology annotation, molecular function: protein tyrosine kinase activity; ATP binding. The transcript has 6 exons. The coding region runs from base 1067 to 1456 and encodes 129 amino acids. The record is from RefSeq and is a predicted model, not a curated record. Lineage: Eukaryota; Viridiplantae; Streptophyta; Magnoliopsida; Zingiberales; Musaceae.
ACUCGUUUUUCAAAGAUUGAGGGUUUGAAAUCACACCCCUGACACCUUAAACAUUGGAUUGGUAGUGGUAUACUAGAACCACUCAUCAAAAGGUUGAGGUUCAAAAUCUCAUUCAAUAUAUUCGAAGAAACGAGUUAUGUUAGUUGGUUAAGACUUUGACUGUAUGAUAGUAAGGUCUUGAUUGAAAAAUCAUUAAACAGAUCAAGAACAAUUUCAAUGUGUGUUGACUUGGAAAUCUGCAUUUUGACAUGUAAAGAAAAACCGAUGUUACCAAGCCACACAUAUGAUAGUUUUUUCCCCGAGUAAAAUGGGAGAUGAUGGAUACAUUAUCUACACAACUUUCUCCAAGUCAGCUUAUUUUGCAAUUUUGGGUGAAAGAAUUCUUGUGUUAACUAAUUUUACUCUUUUAUUUAUGAAUUUUGUAGUGAACUUCCUUGUUAGAUGCAUGUGAUGUUUGUAGAAUUAGCACAAAAUUACUUCAAUUUUGUGUGUUUCUUUGUGUAUGAUACCCUAGCACAUAGAUGUAGGUGUAUGAUUGCUGGUGGCCUUAGGUAACAUUCAAAUAUAUGAAGAAUGUUAAUGCUUGAAAGGUUGAUUAGGAAACCACGUUAUAUAGAAUUCAUGAACCUAUUGGUAAGUGGAUGGAAUUAGUUGACAGUUCUUGUUAACAUUUGUCAGGGCUCGCUGUCAAUAAUUAACGAGCCAAUCAACAAGUUGAGGCUAGUUGAUUAGGUGAAGGUUAAAUUGCUUUGUGUCAUUUUGUGUUGACCUGAAGAUUAAAACUUCAGUUGCAUUUAAAUGAUUUUUUUCUCUCUUUAUGUUAGUGGAUUGUGUAUCUUCCCUGAUUCAGUAUCAAAUAUUUCUGUUACAUACAAGUCGUAAAUAUUUCUAUUACAUGAAACUGAUUGUUUUAUCUCUAGAUACCUUGCCUUAUGUUUUGGCCUAUGUAAAUUUGUAUCAAUGUAGCUGAAUUUGCUUUAGUUCCCUCAACUAAUCUACUUAUUCAUCGCAGGUUGUUAAGGUUGCAGAUUUUGGUGUAGCACGUGUUAAAGCUGAGUCUGGAGUUAUGACUGCUGAAACAGGCACAUAUCGCUGGAUGGCACCUGAGGUCAUAGAACACAAGCCCUAUGAUCACAAAGCUGAUGUUUUUAGCUUUGGAAUUGUAAUGUGGGAGUUGCUUACAGCUAAGCUCCCAUAUGAAUACUUAACCCCACUUCAAGCAGCCGUAGGCGUUGUUCAAAAGGGUUUGAGGCCUACCUUACCAAAGAAUACUCAUCCUAAGCUUGAUGAGCUGCUGCACAAGUGUUGGCAACAAGAUCCAGCUGCCAGGCCUGACUUCUCAGAAAUAUUGGAGAUACUACAGCUUAUUGCUAAAGAGGUCGAAGAUGAAUCCGAUGACUGCCGUAAGGAUAAGUCAUCCGGUGGAUUUCUUUCUGUUCUACGACGUGGCCACUGAAACUUCAUUUGAUCAAAAUGAAAAAUAGAAAGAGAAAAAGAGAGACACAGAAUAGCGUCAAAACAGUCAACAUCAUUAAACCAUGAGAUCUAAAUCUUGGAAAUCAUGUCAGGAACUUAAUGACUUGGCAAUCGAGAAAGAACGGAACCCGUAAAAG